GGCCAGAGUUCCAUUCAUCCUGAACAAGUCAACCUCCACGACGACAAGUAAGAAAUCUUUCACCACCAUCUCAUUAGAUCGAUCUCCUUCGUUAUCCACAACAAAUCAAUCUGAUCACAAAACUUACUUCCCCUAAAUUAAACCUAAACCCUUCUAAUCAUACCUUUGAUCUUCUACGUUCUUGAAUCAGAGAUGGGGGUUGGAUUAUCUGUUCUAAUAGGAUUGAAAGCAGCAACUUUAUUCAUAAUCUUCGCCUAUUUAAGAACCCUAGGAUUCACUUUUCUAUCAGUUCCCUUCUUGUAUGCAUCUUUAGUGUCAUUGCUUGUUUCACUCGCUUCACACCCUGCAACUAAUUUACCAAUGCUCUUGGGGAAAAACACCGAUGGAUCUUUCCCAAUUUGGUCCCUGAUCAUAUUUAGCCCAUACUUGUAUUUUGUCCAAGGGUUUUCAGCACUUAGAAGGUUAAAGAGUAGGGAAGCCCCUUACACUGAGGUGUCUGAUGGUUUGUAUGUUGGUGGGUGGCCUUCUUCGCCGGACAAAAUGCCGCCGGGUAACCCUGCUAUAAUAGAUUGCACAUGUGAAUUGCCUAGGGUUUUUGGUAUAUCUGGCAAUGGGUAUUUGUGUGUUCCAACGUGGGAUACUAGAUCGCCUGAUCCGGGUGCUAUGGAGUCCGCUGUUCGAUGGGCUUGUAGAAAGAGAGCUCAGAAUACUCCUAUCUUCAUUCAUUGUGCUUAUGGUCAUGGAAGAAGUGUGGCAGUCAUGUGUGCUUUGUUGGUGAGCCUGGGUGUCGUUGAUGACUGGAAAAACGCUGAGAAAUUAAUCAAGAAAAACCGACCUUAUAUCAGAAUGAACGCUCUCCACCGGAAAGCCUUAGAAGAAUGGUCAAAAAACCGAUUAUCUGCUCCUAAAACCGGAGCCAAUACCCGCUCUUGAUAGGUAUGCCAUUAAGCCAAAAUUCUUGUACUUGUUAGAAUUGUUAUGUAUCUGCAUUCAGGGGUUCAUCAACCCCACUGAACCCUUCAGAAGAUGAUUACGUUGCACCCUUCUUGAUAUUGAUUAAUUAUGAUUAACCAACUCUAUUACAUUGAUCUUUUUCUGUGUUUGAUUAAUGGUCAUAUUUGAUGAUGAAA
Molecule: messenger RNA, 1130 nt
Organism: Cynara cardunculus var. scolymus (artichoke)
Lineage: Eukaryota; Viridiplantae; Streptophyta; Magnoliopsida; Asterales; Asteraceae
Exons: 2
Coding region: 193-933 (246 amino acids)
Biological process (GO): protein dephosphorylation
Molecular function (GO): protein tyrosine/serine/threonine phosphatase activity
Source: RefSeq, a predicted model, not a curated record